AUGCUGCAGGUGAUCCUAGAGCAAUGCCCCUAUCUUCGGACUACGACUGGACGCUGGGAUAUUGACCAAGUCGAUUGGUGGAUUGAUUCAUUAAGCCUGGAGCACGAGGCGGUCAACUGGCUUAUCUCGUGUACGGAAAUUGAUGCAGCUAUUGCUGAGGAGCAUGAGUUACUGGAAACGAUACUGGAAAUCCUUGGCUACAUCUGUUGGCGGUCCCCAUCAACUACUACGUCGUCCGAUCAAGGUUCAAAAGGCACUAACUGCUGCUCACACCUACGCUUCCAAGAGAAGGAGCAUAACAGCAUAUAA
This is a messenger RNA of Aspergillus luchuensis, 309 nucleotides long. RefSeq lists its product as uncharacterized. Bases 1 to 309 code for a protein of 102 amino acids. NCBI's taxonomy places the organism in Eukaryota, Fungi, Ascomycota, Eurotiomycetes, Eurotiales, Aspergillaceae. The transcript is spliced from 2 exons. The record is from RefSeq and is a predicted model, not a curated record.